Messenger RNA from Hemibagrus wyckioides, 1749 nucleotides. It is a transcript of the gene xndc1n, whose product is annotated as xrcc1 N-terminal domain containing 1. The transcript has 9 exons. Gene Ontology annotation, biological process: base-excision repair; single strand break repair. Gene Ontology annotation, cellular component: nucleus. The record is from RefSeq and is a predicted model, not a curated record. Gene Ontology annotation, molecular function: damaged DNA binding. NCBI's taxonomy places the organism in Eukaryota, Metazoa, Chordata, Actinopteri, Siluriformes, Bagridae. Bases 148 to 1362 code for a protein of 404 amino acids.
AGAGGGUUGCUUAGCGACAGUCAGCUGAAACAGCUGGCGGGAAAAAGCGGCGAGUGUUUUUAAAGCUUCCUCGUCUGAUAACCGAGUUUACAUAAAACUUCACAUGACUAUCUAAACAUUUGGCUGUUCAGUGAACAACUUUUAGAAAUGGCACCAGUUAAAAUUAAACAUGUCGUCUCCUUCACGUCAGAGGACCCCAAGCACCGUGUGGUGAACCUGUGCUCUGGCGGUGAAGGAAGCAGCCCGUGGCUCUGUAGUGCAGCGGAGAGGAGCGGCCUUCUGAAAGCCGAGCUGCAGCUGGACAGAGCUUCUAGCAUCGCCUUUAUUGACGUUGGAAACCACGGCUCCGCAUUCAUUCAGGUGGACGUGGGACGUUCUUCCUGGCCUAUAGAUCAUCCUUAUGUCACACUGCUGCCCACUGCAACCCUGAUGAGCCCGGCUGAUUCACGACAAGGCACAGGAAAGCACAGUGUGCGCAUGUUCAAAAAAGGUGACUUUUUACCCCAGGCUGCUGAAGAGAGCUGGGACAGGCUGAGGGUCACCUGCAGUCAGCCCUUUAACAAACGCAACCAAUUUGGCCUGUCUUUCUUUCGUAUUCGCACUGCUGAUGAACAUGAUGAAGAGCCAUCUGCCAAUCAGGAGAACCCAACUACCCAAAACCAGACUACACCAGACAAGAUGUGGUCAGUAAGAGAUUGGAUCUCUAGCCCUCCUGUACAGCACACCUUCUUUGGCCAAAAGACAGGAGAAAGCUCUCCAGGAGAACCCACAAAGGAUCAUGGGAAACUGAGCAGGGCUGAACGCAUGGUAACAGCUGCACAGUCAACCAGGCGUUCUCUACACAAAACCUCCUGCAAUGCAUCAGUCAGCAGUAGUGAGAGACAAGAGAAGACCCAGAACAAACAGCAGGGUCCAGCCAGGACUCCUCAGGCAUGCCGGAGAAAGUCAGAAACAAUACAAAAGCAGGCAAGCCUGUCCUCAACUCCCAAGAGGUCCGGAUGUGGUACAUCAGAUGUUACUGCCACCCAGAAGAAAAAUAAUGUGCUCAGACACAGUCCUGAUAAAUCUCAUAUACCAGCAACAUCACUACAGAUGAACAGCCCAGAUUAUCCUGAAUCUCCUGAGACUGUAUGCCCAAUAUGUGGAGUGUCUUUCAGUUCAGACUACUUGCCCCUUCAUGCCUCUUCCUGUCUGGAUUCUGCUGCAUUCUCGAGUGUCACAGAGAGAGAACUUGGGUCAUCUUUUUCCAUUCAUCAACCUUCUGAUCCAAGCACAGAUGAGCUCAUGGUGCCAUGUCCUCUGUGCUCCUUCAGAUUCCCUAUAGACUGCAUCCAACAGCAUGCCAGUACCUGUGGUGACUAAGUGUAGUCCUGACUGGGUAAAAUCCCUCGGUCAAAUAAAUACAGUAUAUAUGUAUAUAUAAAAUAAAAUAAAUUAUUACAGCAAGUCUGUACACAAUGUCGGUAUAUUUAACGAAAUAAUGAAGUCAUUUGUGUGUGGCUUCUUACACCUCAGCUGGAGGACAAGGAGUAUCAGAGUCACCAUGUUUUCCAAUGAUAUCUAAUAUCUUGGUGGAUGUAAUGGGCUUGGAAAUAAAAUCAUGGACUGAGUCUGACACAAAAAGAUGAUACAGGUGCCUUUGUAUUAUUUGAAUAUUUUAUACUUAAUUCUUAAUAUUGUUGUCUUUAGAAACUGGAAUGUUUUUACGCAAAUAUUUUGUACUGUUUUGUUCACCUUUUUAUGGUGUCA